CCAGUACUUCAGUGCGUGCACAGCGGCCGGCCGGCGUGCACAGUCGCUGAUAACGGCACUGCGCUCUCCGGAGGCCGAGCACUCCUCGCGCGCCGGAGCACACCGCUCCUCCGCUCCGUCGCCGUCGCCCCGUGGUCGCUGUGCUGUGCUGUGCUUACUCUGUCGACGUGCGUCGUCGAGUAUCGUCGCCGGGUCGUCGUCGCGGCGCGCGUGCUCGUGUCCGCCGCGCGAGUUCAGCCAGUCCCGAGGACGGACGUACGCGCACGUACGUCGUGCUUGUGCACCGAACGGCGCCGGGCCCCAGGGCCCGGUCGCCCCGGUUUCGCACCCGAACCGACCCCGGGAAGCCACGCGGUCAUGGAGCUCGCGAGCUCGUCCCGGAGACGAACCGGCCGCGAUCUCUCCCGCACGGGCGUUACCCCUCGGCAGUCGGUCUCGCGUGGUGGUAGUCGUGGCGAGUCGUCGUCGCGCGACGAGAGGCAGUGGUGCCUCCUCGAAUCGACGAAGGUAUAUUUUCGCGAGAGAGGAAGCGAGAGAUGAAUUUCGAGCGCGAUGGGAAGGAUGGAAGGGCAACAGGAAAUUGCGAACAUUGUCGUUGACGGAGGGCGGGAGGAUGUCAUCGCGAGAUGGCAUCACGAGGCGGCGAAUUCAAGACCCCGAAUUAAAAAUCUAGAAUAUUUCCUCAGGGCGGUAGGCGAAAGAGAGAAAGACUCUCGCACGAAAACCACCAGGUUCAAUCGCGAUGACUUCUGAACUUCUCGACGAGCCCGCCUCGUCUUCCCGCCUUGCUCAUUUCUUGAUGAUUGUUCGCAAAUUGCGCUGUGAUCGUGUUUAUGCGGCACGCAGUUAUGGGAGUGGGAGUUAAUCGCGAAAGAGAGAAAGACGGAGAACGCGAGAGAGAAAACGAUUGUUAAUGGAACAAUCGCAAGGGAUUCCAUUUUGAUUGUCUCGUUGCGUGAUAAUUUCGCGCUGUACGGUAUACGAGAGAGACAGGGAGAAAGAGUGGCGGGAGAGAGAGAGGGAGAGACAAAAACAAACGGCACGUUCGCGAAAAUCACACUUCGUGAUGCCGCGCGCUCGCGCCGAGAAAGCGUCGCAUUUCCAUCAUUAUUGUCCCGUAAGACGAGAAAGAGGCUCCACACCGUGGAAGAGUCGGCGACAACAAAGGGAACGCGGAUGGACAGGUGCCCUUUGUGUGCGUGUUCUCUCUUUUAUUUCUGCCCGAUCACAGGACGGCCCGAGCCGGCGGUUCUCCUAUCUUAUCUUAGGACGGGAGAGGAUCGCGCAAAGCGUCGCCGUACCCUUCGCAAUAAUGUGCGGAAAACGCCGAUGACGAAGUCAGGGCGGGAGUAGUGUCGCCGCCUGUUAGAGUUAUGUUUUGCUCGCGUCGCGUUGGGCCCACACCGACAUAAUGAUCGCCCGAUCGCGAUUUACUCCGUUAUCGCGUGCUCAUAUUUGUAAUCCUCAGCUGACGCUUGCGAGCGAUCCCAUCGAUUUUCCCCCUGUGGCGGUCAUUAAUUAAGAUGCCGCGUGAUUACGCGUCAGUUCGUAACUUUGGCCGUUCCUCAAAGAUCUCUCGCGACGUCGUUUCAUUCUAUAAGGUUUAUUCUCAUCUACUUGUGAGGAUAUAAUAUUUCGCGACUUCAUAUACACGGAGAAGUUACAAUUUUUUUUCCUUUUUUUUCAUACAAAUUCUUUUCAAUUUCUAUUUCUUUUCACUAUGUUUUUGGUGAUCCAAGAAUAGACUGUCAUCAGUAUGAUCAGUCUUGCUAAGAAAUAUGGUAAAUUUCUUUAGAAACAUAAUGGCAGAUUUUACUAGGAACAUAGCAAGUGUUUCAAUUUUAUAUUUUACUGUUCCUGAAAUUUAAGUAGCACUUACGAAGCGAAAGGAUAGCGAAUUAUUGCAGAUGUCGAUCUAUUCCUUGGCUACAAAAUCCUACAGUAAUUUCUGUUACAAAAUUUUCUCCGUGUGCGAGUGUUCUUAACUUAUUUCUAACGAUGCGGCCACACUUAGGAAGAUCCAUUGGGAGCAGACAAAGAAGCAGACUGAUACGCGCGAAAAGUCAUUUUUCAUUUCUUUAUUUUCCAAAUCUCUCUAAGCGAAAUCUCACUCGAAAAAAAUGGAACCACCAUCGAGUUGAAGUGAUUUUUCAUUAAUGUAGAGCGGAUUCUCAGCGCUCUUAAUCGUCGAGUGAGUAUUUUCACUCGAAAUUGGAGUGAAUCUAAUGAUACUCCAGCGUCACAUGAAUAUAUUUUACUCUAAUUCGCUGAUACAGAAUCAGAAUCCACUCGAAGCUCGAAUGAAACGUUCAGUCCUGCUGAUUUCGAGUGGCAGUAUUUUCGCUAUCGCUUCAAGUAAAAAUACUGCCACUUUUCGCUCGCUUUGAAUGAGAAAUUCCACUUGGACAAAAUUAGAAGAGUACACUUGAUCUCUGUUUCUCCGCAUUUGAUGUCGCUUCUGGAGACAACGCGAGACCCUCGCGGUGUGCGUGCAAAGUGUCAGGAUUAAACGCAACACACACGUUCUACGGUCUCUCGGCUGAAGGCGACGAGAAAUCAUUUUGGCGCGUGUUACGAGCGGCGACGCGCGUCGCGCAACUUUGUUCGCGAGCAUUAACGCGAAAAGUUCUCGCCGGCGUGUUGCCUGAUUAAAAUUCAGCGCGACGUACACACAGUCGCCUCUCCACGUGAUAACGGACAGCCUCUCGCUAUUUGCAUCGGCGCAACGUAGCGCAAUUCCCUUCCCUCUCGUUCGCCAGCCGUCGAAUUUCUCGAGUCGCAUUCGCACGUGCAUCGAGAGGGGUUCCGUUGUCAUCUCUUGGACGUGUUUCUUCCGCGCUCAUUAAACAUCCAUUGUAGCAAUCGAUAUUCUCUCUCUCUUUUUCUCUCUCUCUCUCUCUCUCUCUCUCUUCUCUUUCUCUCCUCGUACUACACCGUCUCUUUUCUCGGAGAUCGUUUCGAGUCGAUUUUCAUCGAGCAAUUUUACGGUGCAUCUAUCGGGAGAGUCUUUGACAUGAAGAACUCCAAGGGAUGAAUGAUUCGCAGUUAUCGUAAUUUCGAUAUUCCUCGUACUAUUAUCGUAUUUAUUACGGCUCUUUGUGUCUCUCAGUUUGUGCUGUCCUCUCGUGUAUUCAGAUUCUACUCGGGAAUAACGAAUCGACGCCUCGUUCUCCUUCACUUUCUCCGUCGUGGAGCAAUCUUGCUUCGUUAUUUUCCCACUUGAAGUCUCUCGGCUUCAAGUUUGCUCCCUUCUCCAUUGUACGGACCGGAUAUUCCGUGUUACAAUUUUUCAUCGUGAACUUUUGUUCGCUCUUCUUGUACCACUUUGAAAACUCGUACGCGUCAAUCGGUCACCACUUCUACGUAAACUUACGUUAUAUAUCCCAAACUUGAGACUUGUUUAUGUUGCACACAUGCACGUCGCGCAUUCUGAAGUCAUGCAAGUGCUUCUUGAAGGGACUUUGAUCCCAAAGUGAGAAAUAUACUCGUACUCUACUACGCUCCCUCCCCCUUUCGCUCACUCUCUCGCUCUAUCUGUCGCUUCCUAUCCCGCUCGCGUUUUCCCGACCUCUCGGUCGAGCCUCAACGAUCCUCUUUCCACCGGCUCUGUCGUGCAGGUGACGCGCAGUGCCGGCAGUGCGCGGCCAGGUCGUUGAGAGUGCGGAUCUCCGUUGGAGGUAGAGUAAAACGCGGCCACAGGCGUCGGGCGGCCGGCCGCCGUCGCCGCCGCCGCCGCCGUCGCCGCCGCCGCCAGUCGCGCGAAGCGGCGACGCGAGUCGUCGUCGUGUGAGGGUGGUGUGCGAGAGAGUGCGUACGCGGUAGUGUGCGUCGGCGGGGACGCGAUGACGUGAGGAGAAAGCGCGAAAGGAAGAAGGAGAAAAGGUGGCGGAGAAAGCAGGCAAAGGAAGAGAAAGUGGAGGUGGUGGAAUAGUAGAAGACGAGGAAGAAGAGGAAGAAGAAGGAGGAAGAGAAGCAGGAACAAGUGCACGACGCGGCGAGAUCGUGAGCUGUGGAGGCUAGGUGGAAAGAAACAAAAGUGCACAGCGCAACGAGGCAGAGACGAAGGCGCGAAGCUGGCGGCCCAAACACGUGACAGCGGCUCCCGCGGGACUCGGACCCGCCGCCGACCCAAUGGAGACUCGCUCUCCAGCCGUGGCAGUGCCACGGGGAUGCAGUGCGGCCUGUGCGCCGUCGUCGCCGGGCUGUUCCGUCGUGCCAUGUGCAUCGCGGGCAGCCGACGCGGCUCCGGCGAGUCUUGCUACCAAGAGCUGACCACGGAAGUGCAGGGUAGACGGCACUCGCAGACGCUGGUGGAGGAGCACGCGGAGACCGAGCUCGUCAAAGCGAGCGAGAGCGUUGCGGAGAGAGUGAGAGACGCCGACGUACAGACGCGCGAGAGGCGGACUGCCGAGAUAACAGUGGACAGCGAGGAGCAGAACGUGGUGUUCGUGCGUAUCUCCGAUAGCAGCUUAUUUCGUAACUCCGGCACAUCGGCGGCCACACUGCCGGCGGAGACCCGUGAUGGAUCCGCGACGGAAGCAGCAUUCAGGCGUUUAUCGGACGCGGAGCGAGUCCUGCUGGAGAGCCUGGACGUCGGUCGAUGCAGGCCCAGGCACACGGGUCGAUUCCUGACGAUGCACAAGAGACGGCGUAAGAGGCUUACCACGAGAUCCUUGAAUCAGGAGCCCGGUAUCCUGGACGACAUCUUCCACGGACUUGUGCAGUGCGUAUUACAAAGGGCCGGAAACUGGCGAUUUAAUGCUUUCACGCUGGAAACGGUCACGGGCGGUCGCUCGCUGCCGGUGCUGUGCGUCCAUCUCUUUCACUGGUACGGGCUGCUGCAGCACUUCAACCUGGAUGUCGUGACCGUGUGGAAGCUAUUCGCUUUUAUCGAGGAGGGUUAUCAUAGUACAAAUCCUUACCACAACAGUAUACACGCAACGGACGUCACUCAGGCGAUGCAUUGCUUCCUCCAAGAAAAGCAGAUUAAGACGCACCUAACCAAUCUAGAGAUUAUGGCUUCCUUGAUAGCGGCUGUAACGCACGACUUGGAUCAUCCGGGUGUCAAUCAACCGUUCCUGGUCGCGACGAGCAAUCAUCUGGCCGCGCUCUACCAGAACACAUCUGUCCUCGAGAAUCAUCAUUGGAGAUCAGCCAUAGGAUGCCUUCUGGAGAGCGGCGUCUCGGCGCAACUGCCGACCGACGUGAGACCGGAACUUCAGCGGCAUAUCAGCUCAUUGAUCUUGGCGACGGACAUUACGAGGCAGCAGGAAUUCCUCACGCGUUUCAGGGAUUACCUGAGCAACAAUUCACUCGAGAUGAGACGCGCGGAGGAUCGCCACUUCAUCCUGCAGAUCGCCCUCAAGUGCGCCGACAUCUCAAAUCCAUGCAGACCGUGGGAUAUAUCUAGGAAAUGGUCCUACAAGGUCUGCGAGGAGUUCUUCAGGCAGGGCGAUUACGAGCGCCGUCUGAAUCUCCCGGUGACGCCGUUGUGCGACCGACAUACCACCAGCAUCCCGAAGAUCCAGGCCGGCUUUUUCAAGCACGUCGUCACGCCGCUCUACGUGGAGUGGCACCGUUUCCUCGGCGACGGGCUGAGCGUUUCGUUGAUGGAGUACUUGAAGGCGAACCAAAAAAAGUGGGAAGCAUUAAUCACGCAAGAAGCGACCGAGGAGACGGAGACGGAGAUCUCCGAGCUGGACGAGCCCGAGGGAGUCGUUAGUUCGGGCGAGGAGACCGUUGCCGAUGAGGAUUCGGGCAGCAUCGACCUGCUAAUACCAGCAGCGUAUAUGCAAGCGUCGCGAAUGCCGACGUUACCGGGACGAGUCGGUCUCGAUCGCGUCGGCAGGCGUCACUCCGUGCCGUUGAGUGUGUCCAAACCAUUGAGCCUACCACCGCGUCAAACCUCCAGGAGAGAGAGUCUGCCGAGCGAGCAUGUAAAAUCGAAGAACACCCUGCUGAAGUUGGAAGACCAAGGUCUCUUAGGGCCAAGCUCGUUAUCCCUGUUGUCUUCUAAGAGUAGCGUGGGUGGGUCGUCCAACGUCAGCGCUACCGAGAGACCGGUAAGCGCGGAAAAUCUUUUACCGGAAACGAGUAUAGCCAGUAUUACCAGCAGUACCGAAGCCUCGAGACUGAGCACGGUUCUGCAGUCAGCGGACGGCCAGCCCAGCGUACAGACGAAGCAUCUCAUGCGACAGCAGACGUUCCCGCCGCUGCAGUCUUCGUACGCGAGAACGAGGUACAUGUCCACCACCGCGGAGAUGUCGCAAUGUUAUACUCAGGUCCUGAUGGAGGCCGACAGUUCGUCCGGCUGCUCGACCCCGACCAAAGAGAAAUCGUGCUCGAGCGGCCAGUGCUGCUCGCCAUCGUUGCCGCAUGACCGCGACACAUGCCAUCAAAAGCAAUCCAAUGUGCCGAGGCUCUCAAAGGAAUUAUUGGCGGUGGAUAUGCCCGCGAAGAGACGGGGCUCGACCUUGUCGGACACGAUGAAGCAGAAGUACGAUUUCGCGGCCAGCUCGGAGCAACGCCGCCAUUCCAUGCAAACCAUUCGCCCGGACGACUCCUUCUCCAAGUAUCGCCACCACAAAAGGCCUUCUUCUGCUCAAGACGCCGACUCCACGCGGAUGUUCUACGCCACGUUAACGGGCGGCGGUGGCGGUUCCUCCCACAGCGACAAGGACAGCCACGUGUCCGACACGUCCGAAUGUAAGACGGACUCGGGCUGCUGUAACGUCGAGCUCAAGUGUAGUCGCGGCGCGAAGUUGGUGGCGAUGCACGAGCCGCGGACUACGCUGUCGUCCAAGAGGUCGGACCAGUGUGCCUCGUCGGCUAAGAGCGCGUGUGCCGAACAAGAGCCACGAAGGUACUCGACCCCGGUCACAGAGUGUAGAACGAUCACGACUGACAGUGCAGGUAGACGAUUCACCGCGAUACCCGUGUCUUCUGAGCUUAGCACUCACAAAGUGUUCUUUAUCGGUAGUCCUCCUGACUCGCCGCCCCGUAAUCAUAGUGUGUCCUCGUCGAGUGACAGUGGUAGUGAGCCGAGAAGAAGUAUUGGCAGUGAUUCGAACAACGAGGCUGUCGCGGUCGGCAGCAAGAGAGAAUCGGAUUGCACAAAGGAGAAGAACUCGAAGAUAGCGAGGUUGAGCUCAGACGCGCAGAUGAAAGAGAACGUUGAUCCGCGUGCGUGUGACGACUCCACCAAAACGUUGUCCCGCAGAGGCAGUCAGGGAUGGGCGAGAAGACGCGGAUCAGCUCCGGUUGGCCUUCUAUCGAGAUUGGACGACUUUGCUCCAACUCCUGUUCCUGCCAAAGUCGAUCAUAGUUGUAGACGCGGAUCUGUACCGACUGAUAUCACUAAACAUCAAGGUGGAGGUUCCAAUCGGCUUGCUUUAGGACCUCGUGAAGAUAAUCUUUCGGCCCUAAGAAGAGCUAGUCUUCCGCAAGAGGCUGCGCUGGGAAAUCUUGUGGAGAAUGUUCUCGCUGUAGCUGGCGAGCGCGAGAAUUUUCCAAUGAACAACAACAAUAACAACAACACCACCGGUGGCAGCAACAACAACGGCAUUAGCAGACUGUUCGACAGCACCGUUUCCGGGAUGUUGUCUCCGAGACGGGGAUCGGUGCCAGCAGACAUAUCCGAGUUACGCCGCGAUCUUUUGUUCAGUAGAAAUAGCGUAAAUAACAAGCCGCGAAAUCGCAAGAAAAUCUUGAGGAGACGCAGCAGCGGGGGCCCGGAAAUGUUCACCGGCGUGUCCACCGACGGGAACGACAACGGCACGUGGCUCAAGUGGAAGAGAGAAGUGGGAAAGCGUGAGCCUGUUCCACCUGAGCCGCUUGUCAAGCGAAGAGGAUCCCUGCCCAUAGAAAUGGUGGCUGUUUCACAUGCUGGAUCAACAUCGGCACCACGUAGAUCUAGCCUGUGGCGACUUUAACGUGCUCUAGAAAUAUGUGGACCGUCCAUGCAGCGGUUAACGCCGAAUUGAGCCGCUACCACACGACGACAGUCUUUCCUCAAAUUGCCAGCAGUAACGUCAAAGUAGCAGCAGCAGCAGCGACGAUUGAUUACCGAAUUUCAAGAUUGCCAAUGAUGAAGACUUUCUCGUCGAUUGUGAACGUGAGCGAGUGAAUAUUGUAAUUACAUUUUCGAUAAUUUUGAAUGUUAGAAACGUUACGAAGAACGAUAAACCAAAUGUAGUGAUUUGCACUUUGAACCGCAAAAUCUUUUAACACAGUAAUGUCGACACAAUCGCGAAUACCGUUAUGUAUUCUUGCCUGUGCUAUAGACAAAUCGGAAUUAGUCGGCAGGUUUAGUUUUUUGGUUGUUUAUAUUAUCGGGACAGCGUCGCGAAUUUUACAUUGCGUGUAUCGGCAUAUUGUGCAUCGAGAUGUUAUACAUAGAUCGUAUAGUCAAUAUAAAUCCGAGUAAAGGAAUAUAUAAGCAUCGUAAUUCUAAAAAGUCUUCCUCGCGCAAUUCACGCAACCGCGCGGAAGAAGGGAGCCUCGCCUAAGUGAGGCGUUACAUCUAAUUGUGCCAUGUACACGAGCGUUGUUCGAAAUGUGACACACCGAUGGAACAAAUCCUGGUAUAGCAAUGGCUCAAGAUAAACUGGGUGACCGAGUUCACUGAGAAACAAAAAAAAAAAAACAAAGGAGGAAGAAAGAAAGAGGAGAGAGAAAUACAGUCAUACACAGGGUUCAAUAUGACGAUUUUUUAAAUAAUUAAAAUGCCUAGGAAUGGAGAAGGAAAAAAAGACUGGUAGAGAGGACACUCGCCGUUAUAGAUCUAGACGUUUAAAAAAAAGAGAGAGAGAAAAAGAGAGCGAGAAACGUAGAUCGAACAAAACGAAACGACAUUUGCUCAUAGAUAGGGAAAUUUCGAUUUAUCGAGAGACUCACAUGGCAGGAUAGCAUUAUUUGCAGGUCAUUGAUCAGCGAGAAUCGCGGUACAUGCCAUUCGUGUUGAAUAAGUUAGUCUUGGCAUAUGUUUCCCCCGUAAUUUAUAUUCUUGAACGCGUUUUGCAUUAAACGUGUAUAUAACGAGGGCCGAAUCGGCGAGUAUUGUUUGUAUUUUUUAAAUUUUAUUUUGGAGUAAUAAUACGAGAUAACAAAAGCUACCAUAUAGCUGGCUCUAGAAUGGAUAUAUACUCAAUUUGGAAAGUGGUUCUCCCCCUCGAUAUCUCAUCGGUUACGUUGAAACAUUUAAGCAUUCCAUGCGAAAAAAAAAGAUAGCAUACAAUGUGUAAGAUACGGGAACGAGUUAUAAUAAUAACAAUAAAAUAAUAAUAAUAAUAACAUUAAUAAUAAUAAUAAAAGAGUAUAUGAAGUGAAAUAUCGACGAGUUGCGUCUACUCGACCGUGACACUCGCAAGAUGAUACAGCUAUGCAAGUGCAUUAAAGUGUUUGCGCCUCGUUUGUACCCCGUUUGUAUCUCUCACGUCAUCAAGGAGGGCGGGGUCUAUUGAGGAGUCCGGAGUGUCCGCAUAACAGGGUGGUUCCGCUGGCUGUAGCGUGUAAUGUCAUCAGGAGCCUUUCCUGCAGUCUGUGCGUGAACAGACGACGAGGCUGCAGGAAAUGGAGCGUUUCUGUUCAGAGCAGCGAACAGAACCGCGGAGAGAGACUUUGUCUCACGGACGCAACAACGUUGAUAUCUGUUUCUCCUCUUCCUAAAGGAGGAGAAGAGACAAAUCCAGCAAGGAGAUGAUAUUUCUGCACGAACUCGGCGCGCUACAGUCGAGCCACUCUGUUAAGCUCGUGGUCAUUAUCAUUGGCGCACUCGGCGAUGUGCGAUCGACGCUGCCUUCCGCGCUUAACACCUCCAUCCACCGUUCGCGGAUGAAGCGGAGCUCAUUGAUAGGUUUGCGGUUGAUAAAGAUUCGCGGUGUUAAGAUGGAGUUCCGUCUUUGACAAGGCAGACGCGGAAGGCGACGUUUCUCGGAUCCGUGCGUCUGCAUACACAUAACAAUAAUAAAUAUAAUAGUAAUAAUAUUAAAAAUAAUAACGAUAAUAGCAACAAUAAAAUUGUAAUUAUUACUUUUAUCAUAUCACCGUUCACUGUCACGACGUCGUUCGACUCCAAUAAUUCAUAACUGUCAGCAUUGUCUCAUCGUCAUCGUUAUCAUCGAUUGUCGUCAACGUCAUCGUCAUUAUCAUUGUCAUUGUCGUUGCUGUUAUAGCUAUAUAACGAUGUUCAAGUAAAUGGACGUUUUACGAUUAGGCUAUAGCGAUAUGUGCGGUUCGUCUUGGAGUUGAUUAGUUAGCGAGGAAAAAAAAGCACGUUGUUUAAUUAAUAACAACUAUUAUUUAUUAUAUACCCGACGGUUGCGACGUAUAGGUUUAUGGUACGUGAACUGAAAAAUAAAUCAAAAGGUACAAGGUGCCGUGACGUAUAAUCUUUAACAAAAAGAAAAAAAAAGAGGAAGAUGAAGAUGAAGAAGUUGCGUUAUCGCGAACAUAUUUUCAAUACAGAUAUUAUUAAACUGCCCUUGCCGUACACAUACGACAGCCAAUGCGGAUUCGCGAGAUAUACCAUCCUUGUACGUUAUUAAAACUAUCGACCGAGGUAGAGGAAGUUUUGAUAACACCGCUAUUUUACAUUCGAAAAAAAAAAAAACGAAUCACGAGGAGCGGCGAACUCUGGACCUCAGUCGUUAAAGAACACAGUUGACGGUUUACUUCACGUACUGCUGUAAAACCUGUAGUCUCACAGACUGUCCGAAAGUAAAACAAAUAAUAUUAACUAAGUCAUAGAGAGAAACUCAAGAUGAAAAGUAUCGAUUAUAAGUUUUACGCUUAAUCAAAAAAAAUAAUCAUUGAUAUCUAUGUCAACAUUAUAGGUAGAUUGUCCAUUUUUAAGAGAGAAUAUCUGCGAACACUAGUGAUCUUCCUCUCACCGACUUUUCCAAACUCUUUCAAUUCAGCAGCUGCUAGUGCUUUAUAUGUAUUUCACCACUUUUCUGAAACUGAACUGACUUACUCGACGACGACCACGACCGCGACCACGACUACGACCACGACGACGAUGUUACGUCGCGUCACUUUAAAGUAACAUAAACGAUAUUUCCUACGGCUGCAACACACCCGAAACCAAUAAUUAACGUUUCUUAAAACGGUAUCUGUACGACACACGCCGGCGCGACAAUGAAACAUUGUACAAGUACGUUAAUAUUUAGGUUAGCGUGAAAUCUCCUAGUCUUUUUCGAGUCCAUUAAGAGAAUGCGUGUACAUAUAUAACGCGCGCGACGCGACGCGAUAAAUCGCGAUUAAUAGCGAAAAAAGCGUCUUAAUAGACGACAUACCACGGAAACAUUGGCGCGAAGAAUGAGUCGAGGAAGAGUUUACAUUGAGGACAAAUUUAUUUAAAUAACGAGACUUCUCUUAAGAAACUCUUUACCCUUACCAAGACAGACCAAUCAAAUGGGACUAAACGAGAAACUCUUUGUGAAAGCCGUAAUUGACUUAAGCUUGCCUGACGAAGUAAAUAUGAAUUCUCGGUACUUCUAUACACAUGACCAUACUGUCCAAUCACUUUUUGAAGAAUUUAUUGCACUUAUAGAUAUACAUGUUCCCUCUCAUCAUGCGACUUCUCUGUCCCAUCCACAUCACCACCAACACGAACCCCUUGCUCCACUAAGGCUUAAUCGAUGUUCUUUAACGAAAAAGGAAAAAAAACAUAAAAUCCCUUCGAACUUCUCCUCUGCCGAUCUCUAGAUACCGUGUAUUUGUAUCGUGACAUUUUCUAUCGUCACAUUCCCCGGUGGAAUGUAAGAGGAUUAAUUAACGAAAUGCAGUAAGAUCCAGGGAAUCGAGUUUGUCGUGAAACAGAGAUUUCAUUGUAUUGUAUCCGAUCCGAGUCGGUCGAUGGCGACCUCGGUGAGGCGCAUUGAAUUCGAUGUGAGUCUCGUCGCGGUGAGAACAGCGUUCCAUAUCGGUGUACAUGCGAUCACGUUAGGGAAUCUCGCUGUAAUUCGUUAAUGAUUAUCGUAUUGUUAAGUAUGCGUGACGAGUAUGCGAGUGUGUAAUAAGCGCGCGCGCGCGCGCGUGUGUGUGUGUGUGUGUAUAUGUGUGUGUGUGCACGUGUGGGCGGACAACGCCAGAUGUGAGCGUGUAUUUCUUCUUCGAGAACGAAAUCGGUAUAUCUUCCGCUGUAUAAUAUUUUUAGCGAGUGCAAGCACCGAGUAUGAAUUUUUCGCCUCUUGAUCCUCGUGUAGUUAACGAUCAUCAUUUGAUUAACGUGAACUUCCCUGUUAUCGUUUAUACACUUGGAGAUAUAUAUAUAUAUAUAUAUAUAUAUAUAUAUAUAUACACAUAUAUAUAUACACACAUAUAUAUGUGCGUGUUUUUCUGUCCGUGUAGGUGAGCUGUGGUGGAAUUAUCGCUAAGGUUUGCACUUUCGCGCGCGGCCAAGUUCCACGCGAGGCUGGGAACGUUGACUCUCUUUCGAUUUGAUUAUGCGACGAUUAAUUACGGAAGACGCUGCCCGUCGGUAUCUGCAAACUAGCGAGUGUAACGCGAUUCUUUUCGUAUCUUUAUAGAUAUGUCCGUUUGAUGGUGGCGUUUGUGCUAAUAACGUAUCGGUGAUAGUUCAAGAGGGAUAGUAAGACGAUGAACGAUACAAUUCCGACUCUCACCAUCGUCGUUCCGUACGAUAUCUCUCCGAUAUCUCGAGCAACCUCGUGUCACAGCGAGCACAGCUAAAAGAUGCGAAGAUACGACGCGUUACCGAUACUCUCUUUCCAACACGUGGACGACGCCGACCUCUCGCGUGGUUCCCGGUUAUAUGCUAUUACGUUCUCACGAGGGCCCACGAACGAGCACAAAAUUUCUCAGCGCAAAUCGCAGUAUUGGAUAUGUCAAUUAAACGAAUUAGCGCGCAGAAGAGAUAUGGGUCUGUUCGACGACAAGAAAGUUAUCGUGUAUUUUCUAUAACGUUGAUGGUAGAUAGCUCUAACUUUGCGCUAGAUGCGAUUAAACGAUGUGUUCUUAUCAUUAUUCGUAAUUCAACUGUAAUGUCGUUAACGAUAUAAUGACACGACGGAGAUGCGACGAAGAGGCUCGAGAUAAUACAAGUUACGACGGCAUGUGCGUGCGUGAAAUACGAGAGCGCGAUAGAAAGGUACGAGCGUGUCCUUCAGAUAGUUCGACCCGAUGUUCACGAUUGGCUGUAUGACAAAAGCUAUCGGCAUAUGUGUGUGGUGGCUCUAAAUGGCCUAUUAUAUUUAUUAGAGAAACGAUUACUACCGGUAGUACGUACGUUAAUAUCCGAAUUUUUCCAUAGUCCAUACACUUGAUUGUGCCGACUAUUUAUUUUGUGUGAGUAUACAUGUGAUUUUAUUAAUAUUAUACGAGAGAGAGAGAGAAUGUGAAAGAGAGAACAGGAGAAUAUAUCUGAGUAUGUGUGUGUGUAUGCAUGUGUGAGAGAGAAACUCACCUCCUGCCCCGCCCUCGUUAUAUUAUCAAGUUAGAGUCGAAUAAAAGCGAGACACGACGUGUAACGACUCGUUUUCUUUAUUAAAAAGAUCUAUAAAAGUCA
Odontomachus brunneus is the source of this 13528-nucleotide messenger RNA. RefSeq lists its product as uncharacterized. The coding region runs from base 4170 to 7931 and encodes 1253 amino acids. The record is from RefSeq and is a predicted model, not a curated record. NCBI's taxonomy places the organism in Eukaryota, Metazoa, Arthropoda, Insecta, Hymenoptera, Formicidae. The transcript has 13 exons. Gene Ontology annotation, molecular function: 3',5'-cyclic-AMP phosphodiesterase activity.